Messenger RNA from Sitodiplosis mosellana (orange wheat blossom midge), 664 nucleotides. RefSeq names its product serine protease inhibitor 88Ea-like. The annotation marks the transcript as partial. The transcript is spliced from 4 exons. Lineage: Eukaryota; Metazoa; Arthropoda; Insecta; Diptera; Cecidomyiidae. The record is from RefSeq and is a predicted model, not a curated record. Gene Ontology annotation, molecular function: serine-type endopeptidase inhibitor activity.
AUGAAAAAAGUGGGAGUGUUUUUACUAGUGACAUUGGUUGCAUUUCCAAUUGUAUAUUACAAUUUAAAAUCGGAUCCAUAUAUUACCGAUGAUAAACCGCCUGAAAAACCGUAUUACCCUCGAUUAACCUUUGCGAUAUCAAUAUUGAAACAAUUACAAAAUGAUAAGCCCAAUGAAAGUGUUUUCUACUCGCCACAUAGCCUUUAUGAGGCACUUUUAUUGACUUUUUUCACUGUUUCCGAUGAAACAGAGAAACAGUUAAAAAAGAAUGUUCGAUUUCAAAAUGAAACAAUCGAAUUCAGUUCGGUUAAUAAGCUAUACGUCACAACGGAACUUAAAAUUCGUGAUUCGGUGGGGAAUCUAUUGGGAAGGAACAAUAUUGAAUCACUCAAUUUCUUUGAAGAACCCGCUCAAUACACCGCACACAUCAACAAUUUCGUUGAAGAGUUUACAAAGAAACAAAUCAGAAAUCUUAUUCCACCAAGUCUUAUAAGUCAAGGAACAACAUUCGCCAUUGUCAAUGCGGCAUAUUUUAAAGGGAAAUGGAUAACUCCGUUCGAUGAAAAACUAACUCAACAAGAAGCAUUCUAUAAGGAAGACGGAGAUAAGAUCUUUGUUGAUAUGAUGAGACAAUCGAAACAUGAGAAUAUCGAGUUCGAAUGUG